This is a messenger RNA of Oikopleura dioica, 1476 nucleotides long. The record is from the annotation of a GenBank genome assembly. NCBI's taxonomy places the organism in Eukaryota, Metazoa, Chordata, Appendicularia, Copelata, Oikopleuridae.
AUGGGGCUUUUUCUUCUUGCCACGGUCGUUUCUACUGGAGUUGCAAUCUAUGCACCUGCCACAGCCAUCUCAGCAGUGACAUCGAUGGAUUUGAAUCUGGCGAUAUUGUCGUGUGGAAUUGUCUGCGUUUUUUAUACGACGUUAGGAGGAAUGAAAGCUGUAGUUUGGACUGAUGCUGUUCAGUCUGUGUGGAUGAUUUCCGGGCUUCUCGCAGUAACGAUCUACUCCGCUGUUAACAUCGGUUAUGAUGAAAUCUGGCAAAAGGCAAAGGACACAGGCCGGACAGAGUUUUUCGUCACCUCAUGGAAUCCAACAGUGAGAAAUAGUAUCCAAGCAUUUUUGAUUGGAAAAACAUUUGGGUUGGAUGGUUACUCUUUCUGUGUAAGUCAGAACUUUGUUCAACGAUUUCUUGCAUGUAAAAGUUUGGGUCAUGCUAAAGGCUCGGCGUAUAUGUCUGUUGUCUGGUUUGCAACGAUCAUUACUUUUUGUUUGACGAGUGGUUUUGCUUUGAUUAUCUACUACGAGCUUUGCGAUCCAGCUGCUGCGGGCUUUUUAGAAACGACCGAUCAACUAAUGCCCUGGCUUACUACUUACAUAUUUCAAGAAAACGCGGGAGUGAGCGCGAUCUAUGUCUCUGGCGCAUUUGCCGCAUCAUUGAGUACUGUCAGUUCCGCACUUUCUAGCAUGGCGAAUGCCUUGGUCUCCGACUAUUUAUUCAAAUGGACUAAUAAGUUGUCCGAAAACAAGCAACUUAUAAUUUGCAAAUCGAUUGUUUUGAUCCUUGGCGGUUGUUGUAUUGGAUUCGCGUACAUGGCAGCUUCGCUUCGCGGUGGUAUUUUAGAAGCAGCCCUCGCUAUUCCCGCUAUUGUUGGAGGACCCACGUGGGGAGUGUUUUUGCUUGGUGUUUUCUUCCCGUUUGUGGAGUUUAUUGGAGUCUCAGUGGGUAUGCUUUCUGGAGUCAUUGUUUGCACCUGGAUGUACGUUGGAAGAAAUAUCGCCCCGAUUCCAACAGAAAUUAUCGAACUUGCUGGCAAGUUGGAAGUCAACACCGAUCAAUGCAUGUAUGAAAAUGGAACCAUGUACCCUGGAAGUGAUGCUCAGCCUGAAUACGUUGAGAACACACCGUUGCUUUCGUUCUAUAAUAUUUCUGUUCAUUACAUUGGAACUCUUGGCUUUGGUACGACAGUAGUUUUCACGCUUUUGACCAGCUCAAUUGUCCAUUUUCUUGUAAAAGGAAGAAAAUACAACUUGAAACAGCGAGAUCCGCGUCUUCAUUGUCAUCAUCUUUCAAACCUAUGGCGUUUUAUCACCCGUAACGAGGUCAGAAGCGAAGAUGAUGAUUUCUGGAUUUUGCCUGACGCCGAAAAACAUGCCGUAACAAACUCCGACCUCUCUCCGGCCGAAGAAAGACCUUCAACGACGAGUAAAUCCUCAAAGAACAUAGUGUUCCCCGAAGAAGUGCAAACUGAUUUCUAA